UCCUUCCUAAAGAAAGCGGACACCCCCAAAAGAGAAGCUCUGUAGGCAACAUGCACCAUUUAGUUUGCGCGUAAUGAACAGGUAGAGCUGUGUUGUGGUUUGUGAGUGUUUGUGAGGCGUCUGACAGUGUUUGCGUGAGAUCUCAAUGGACACGAUGAUCCCGAGCCAGCACGAGUGUUGAGCCCGACGAAAUUAACCGGGAACAGGCGGAUUUGAAACUUUUUUCUCUUUCCUCCUGUACGAUCGGACCAUCCCAGGCUCUCUCUCUCUCUACGAUUUGGAAUCAGAUCUUUUCAAAAUCACACGCGCAAUUAACUUUGGUGUCAUUUUACGCGCUAUCCGGAGGGACUUUGUAUAAUAGCCGGGGGAUCUCGCCGGGAUGUUUUUACGCGACUUUGAACGUUCCUCUUCGGUUCCAUCCGUGAUGUUGGGAUUUCUGCUGGAUCUUUAGCUAUGAGCUCUGGAAAUGGGUCUGUGUCUGGGCUCAGAGGUGACCGAGGAGGGAAAGAAGGCGAAGAUCCACAGCUCGCAGAUAGACCGAGAUCUGUACGAGUAUGCCAAGAGAGAGAUGAACCUGGUGAAGAUCCUCAUGCUGGGUGCUGCUGAAAGUGGGAAAAGUACGCUGGUCAAACAGAUGAAGAUUAUCCACAGUCAUGGAUUCACCAAACAAGAGCUAGCCAGUUUUAAGCCUGCGGUGUUGGAUAACCUCUUGACCUCUAUGAAGUUUGUCCUCCAUGGAAUGGGCGUCCUUCGCAUCAACCUCGCUAACAGCAAGAACAAGGUCCACGCUCACUCUGUUCUCUCGUGUGGCCGUUGCUUCGACGAAGAGCAGAUGCUGUUCCCGUUCAUAGGCCACGCCCUCUGCUGUUUGUGGGCGGAUCAGGGGGUGCGGUCAGCAGCGGCGCGAGGAUACGAGUACGAACUCAAUGACUCGGCACUAUACUUUUUUGAGAACAUGGGCCGGAUCAUCGCCCCCGAUUACAUGCCGACAGAAACGGACGUUUUAAGAGUCCGACUGAGAACCACAGGAGUGAUUGAGACACAGUUCAAAGUCAAGCACCUGGUCUUCAGAAUGUAUGACGUUGGAGGCCAGAGGACAGAGAGGAGGAAGUGGAUCAGCUGUUUUGAGGAUGUGAGGGCCGUGCUGUUCGUCGUGUCUCUGAGUGGAUACGACAUGACGCUAGUAGAAGAUCCAUCAAUGAAUCGACUUCAGGAGAGUCUCAAGCUGUUCUCGUCAAUCUGCAAUAACGUCUUCUUCAGAAGUACUUCUAUGAUAUUAUUCAUGAACAAGAUUGAUCUUUUCCAAGAGAAGAUUCUCCACUCCGGGCGUCAUCUGCGGCAUUACCUUCCCCAGUUCAGAGGAGCUGACUGUGACGUGGACGCUGCCGCCCGGUUCAUCGCCUCAAUGUUUGUCUCUCUCAACAUGACGCCUAGCAAACUCAUCUACCACCACUUCACCACAGCCACCGACACCUCCAACGUACAGGUGGUUUUCCAGGUCGUUAUGGACACUAUCAUCAAGGAGAACCUGGAGGCCGUGUCUCUGCUCUGAGAACCAUUCCUCCUUUAAAAACUCAAUAAAGACUCACGGAUGAGCCCUUCACAGUG
Messenger RNA from Carassius gibelio (silver crucian carp), 1608 nucleotides. RefSeq names its product guanine nucleotide-binding protein G(o) subunit alpha. Gene Ontology annotation, cellular component: heterotrimeric G-protein complex. The transcript is spliced from 9 exons. The record is from RefSeq and is a predicted model, not a curated record. Gene Ontology annotation, molecular function: G-protein beta/gamma-subunit complex binding; GTPase activity; G protein-coupled receptor binding. The coding region runs from base 467 to 1552 and encodes 361 amino acids. NCBI's taxonomy places the organism in Eukaryota, Metazoa, Chordata, Actinopteri, Cypriniformes, Cyprinidae. Gene Ontology annotation, biological process: Rho protein signal transduction; adenylate cyclase-modulating G protein-coupled receptor signaling pathway.